This is a messenger RNA of Pipistrellus nathusii (Nathusius's pipistrelle), 1332 nucleotides long. The record is from the annotation of a GenBank genome assembly. NCBI's taxonomy places the organism in Eukaryota, Metazoa, Chordata, Mammalia, Chiroptera, Vespertilionidae.
AUGAGCGACUCGGCGGGAGGAGGCCCUCGCGUGCGGCGCUACCCCGAGCUGCCGGUGUGGGUGGUGGAGGACCACCAGGAGGUUCUGCCGUUCAUAUACCGAGCCAUUGGCUCAAAACAUCUUCCUGACAGUAAUAUAAGUUUUGUGCAUUUUGAUUCACAUCCAGACCUCCUUAUUCCUGUGAAUAUGCCAGCUGACACCGUGUUUGAUAAGGAAACUCUUUUUGGAGAAUUAAGUAUUGAGAACUGGAUUAUGCCUGCAGUUUAUGCUGGCCAUUUUUCCAAUGUAGUUUGGCUUCAUCCCACAUGGGCUCAGCAAAUCAGAGAGGGUACACAUCACUUUUUAGUAGGCAAAGACACUUCUACCACAACCAUCAGGGUAACAAGUACAGAUCACUACUUCCUAAGUGAUGGUCUUUAUGUAACUGAAGACCAGCUAGAGAACCAAAAACCUUUACAAUUGGAUGUAAUUAUGGUAAAGCCAUAUAAACUCUGUAACAAUCAAGAGGAAAACGAUGCAGUGUCUUCUGCUAAGAAACCAAAGCUAGCACGGGAAGAUGCAGAACACACUGCCUCUACUAACUGUGCCUCUUGUUCAGAAGGAUUGGAAAAGGACACGGUGACCCAGAGAAGGGUCCACACCAGCCUGGAACCUUCAUGUUCUUGUUCUUCUGAGAGCCAGGAAUGCCAGACUACGGUCAGCUCUGGAGAAAUUCUGGAAAUUUUGAAGAAAGGGGAUGCAUUUGUUUUAGAUAUUGACUUAGAUUUUUUUUCAGUCAAGAAUCCCUUCAAAGAAAUGUUCACUCAGGAGGAAUACAAAAUCUUACAAGAGCUGUACCAAUUUAAAAAGCCUGGCACCAACCUGACAGAGGAAGAUUUGGUAGAUUGUGUUGAUACUCGAAUUCACCAAUUAGAAGACUUAGAAGCUACUUUUGCUGAUUUGUGUGAUGGUGAUGAUGAAGAAACUGUACAGAAAUGGGCUUCAAACCCUGGAAUGGAAUCACUAAUUCCACUUGUGCAGAGUUUGAAAAAACGGAUGGACGUGCCAGACUAUGAAAUGGUUCAUCAGGCUGGUCUAACCUGUGAUUAUUCAGAACUUCCUCACCAUGUCAGCACAGAACAAGAAAUUGAGUAUCUUAUUCAGUCUGUAUAUUAUUUACUGAAAAGUUUACCAAAACCUACUCUUGUAACAAUAGCAAGGUCAAGUCUGGAUGAUUACUGUCCUUCUGAGCAAGUAGACGCCAUUCAGGAAAAAGUCCUCAGUGUACUCCGCUCCCUCUAUGGGACUCUAGACCUCCACCUGGAGUACUCAGCAAAGUCCCCUCCACCUUGA